ACAAUUGGAUAAUGAAUAUUUUCAAAAAAACUAUAGAAUAGGCUGGACUAAAUCCAACCUUAGCAAAUGGGAAACUGAAGCACUCCGUCAGUUGGGUGAAAAUGAAAAAAUUGUGAUAAAACCUGCAGAUAAAGGGAGCGCAGUGGUCCUCAUGGACAGGAAGGAUUAUCUGUGGGAGGGACACAGACAGCUUAACGAUCAAAAUUAUUAUACCAAAUUAGACAGACCUAUUUAUAAGGAUACCAUACCAGUAGUAAAUAAAAUUCUUUUAUCAUUAUAUAAUAAGAAAUUUAUUAACCACAAGCAAAUGACCUACCUCCAGGGAAAUAAAGAACCCAGAAUGCGUAGAUUUUACCUCUUGCCCAAAAUCCACAAAAAAAGAGAGUCUUGGAGCCUCCCUUACUGCAUCCCCCCGGGGCGCCCAAUUGUCUCCGAUUGUGAGAGCGAGACCUACCGCACAGCGGAAUUCAUAGAUUAUUAUUUAAAUCCUCUCUCAAUAUUACACCAAAGAUACAUUAAGGACACGUUCCAUUUUGUGGAAAUUAUUAAAAAUAUAGUUCCGCCAUCAGCUUUUCUUUUUUCCCUCGACGUCACGGCGCUGUACACCAAUAUACAGACCGCAGAAGGAUUAUUGGCUGUCAGAAAUAUAUUCCAGAAAUACCCCAAUAGCAAGAGACCGGAGAAGGAGCUCCUCCAACUCCUAGAAAUUAAUUUAACUAAAAAUGAUUUUGAAUUCGACGACCAAUACUUCCUACAGACCAGGGGGACAGCGAUGGGGAAACGGUUCGCUCCUGCCUAUGCUAAUAUAUUUAUGGCCGAAUGGGAAGAAAAAGCAUUAGCAGCCUGCGACAAAAAACCGUUAUAUUACUUCCGCUUUUUAGACGACAUAUGGGGCAUAUGGGAAUAUUCGAUAGAGGAUUUUGAACAGUUUAUGCUUACCUUAAAUGGGCAGAGGGACUCCAUAAAAUUAACUUCAACCAUUAAUCGGGACUCAAUUGACUUCCUGGACACGACGACCUUCAAAGGAGAUGACUUCUCCUCAACACACAGACUGGAUGUCAAAGUUUUUUUUUAAAAAACAGACACGCAUGCGCUGUUGUUCAGGUCCAGUCACCACCCACGCCAUACCUUUGCUGGUCUGGUAAAGUCUCAACUAUUGAGGUUCAAAAGGAUCUGCACCAGAAUAACAGAUUUUAAAGAAGCAACCAAAAUUCUAUUCUCCGCAUUGGCCACUAGGGGGUACUCCCGCACCAUGCUACGGCAGGCUUUGAGGACUUUCACUCAGCCUAAACCAAUUUGUCUGGACCCACUCCUGCCCAUUAUUGUAACAUAUUCUGCAGAAAAUGUUAAAUUGGUCAAAAAAUUAAAAAAUAAUUUUAUUUCCUCUGGAGGUAAUAGUGUUUUUCUGAAGGACCACAGGCUCAUUGCAGCUUUCAGAAAAAACAAAAAUUUGAGGGACAUUUUAGUCAAAGCCAAACUCAGGCCUUUACAAGCCCUGAAGACUAGGGCACAGGGGGAUUUCUAAGGAGGUACAGAACUGUACAGAAUCAGAGCUCAAAAGAGGUUUUCUUAACCCAAAAUAAUACAACUGUACAUCAGAAAAAUAUUUAUUUAAUUAGAUGCUCACAAUGUUCCAAGCAAUAUGUGGGGGAAUCAGGGAACUCUUUAUUGACCAGAUUUACCCAGCACAGGUACAAUAUAAACAGAAAAAAAUCUACACAUCCCCUUAGUCCAACACUUUGUGGACCACGGCUGGACCAACCUCAGGGCCACCAUCCUGGAGUCCAAUCCAGCAUGGUCGGUCCAGCAACGUAGGAGAAUGGAGAGGUCUUAGAUCCAAAAGCUAAAUGAGAGCCUAAAUGAGAGAUAGGAUAGGGGGGAAUUAGUCUAAAGUCCAUGGUUCAUUUUUUCAUUCCUAACCCUUAAACAUGAAGAAAAAAACAAAAAACUCAACCAGGAAGUUAUAUUCCGCCCACUUCCGGUUUGCCCACAGAUGUGUGACCCACACUAAUUUGAACAGAAGACUUAAAGACGCUUAUCAAACUUAUUCCCAAGUCUUUAGGACCUUCAGAAGCGAAGUUAUAGCGCAAACAGCCUUAGCCACGCCCAUUUUUGCAUAUAUGAACUAUUUUCGCCUUUAAAACUAAUUUUCACCCACUUCCCGUGGUCCUAUAUUAACAAAACUUAUAUCAUUUUACUCGGGGAUUCCUGCCCUUCCUUCCUAGUGUUUUAUCGCUGAAAUACCUUGUUUAAAAUUUUCUACCUAAAACCAUAAUACAACCGACUGUUACGAGCGAAGACUACAGGGGCGCAAAUAACCUCUCCGGCUAGAUUUUGAUUGCGCCUCCUGUAGUUGUGUGGUGUAUGGAACACAGGAAGGAAUUGAAAAUGACUGACCUGAACUCCAGGACCCUCGGUCCUGUUUGACCUGGGUGGUUCUAGCUUGCGCUGUUAACAGACACCCUUGUCAUUCAGGUGGGACACACGCCGGGACUUGAUCAACCCCGGUGGGCCAUCCUUGUUUGGGGUCCCCUGCUGGAGCUGCUCCCCCCGCGACCCGAUACCGGAUAAGCGGACGAAGAUGGAUGGAUGGACACAGAAAAUGACACAAAAACAGUGCCCGGAGUGCAAUGGCCAAUAUGCCAACUUGUCCGGGCCCUUAUGACAUGUGCAUGGUGUCACGGACUGGGAGGAAAGGCGACUGGCAUCAGGAAGAUAUGGAGGCCGACUGAGCUGCCCAGACAUGAAGUGCCAGGGUAUGACAUUCUUGUGGUUGGACUGCCACCUGGUCAAUGUGCACAACAUGGCAGUUGGCUUUUGCUCUUUUUAUAAUGAACAUAUGAAGGAGGCGAGGACGGCGGUAUUGCUGAGCCAGCGAAAGGUUGCUUUAAAAGGCUUCUAAAAAUAAAAAAAAUAAAUGAAAUAAGUCUGAUUCAACAAUCGCUGCUGUAUUUCGGGGAAGGAUCACCUACAGCCCCACAUCCACCUCAGCCUCAGGUAGCCGGGUCACCACCGACUGCUGGCUGUCCCUCACCUGCAGGCUGUCUGCCACCUGAGGGCUGCAGCAGUCAGUUUGCUGAGGAUGAGGAUGAUGCUCUGGAAGUGCUGUUUUCAUCUGGCCGAUCCCAGUGGGAUGACGACAGCCACGGACGAAAAUACAUCCGUCUCGAAAGAAAGAAAUGGCUUCACAACGGUCUCCAAUAAAGGAAAAAAAACAAGCAGGUUCAGCCAGCCAGCACCCCAAAGAAGCACAAAAAAAGACUUUGAGUACCUGAUAGCGAUGUUCAAAAAACUUAACUUCAAGAGGGAUAAACGCCAAUUUAGGAGUACUGUGAAAAACAUCAGGCGUUUUGUACGACACGUGGGGUGUGGGAAGCUCCCCGCCAUCCCACCUCAUGUUUUUAUCAAAGACUGGGAAGAUCAUGAGGUGGAUAGCAAAGCAGAAAAUGAAGAGGCUGGCACAAACGAGGGGGUACCUGGUGGACAUCUUGAGAUCCUGGACAGGGUGCUGAAACAGGAGCUCUCCAACCUC
This is a messenger RNA of Perca flavescens (yellow perch), 3532 nucleotides long. RefSeq lists its product as uncharacterized. NCBI's taxonomy places the organism in Eukaryota, Metazoa, Chordata, Actinopteri, Perciformes, Percidae. The transcript is spliced from 7 exons. The record is from RefSeq and is a predicted model, not a curated record. Bases 152 to 1075 code for a protein of 307 amino acids.